AUGUUUUCCACCUUCCCAGCAGCCUUGAUUGAUCCGCAGCAGACUGUAGGACCACCUAGCGCCGUCGAAGACCAGCCGCCUAAGCAGAUCGCUGGACUCGAGGAUGAGGAAGAGCUAGAUCAAUUCCGCGAGAGAAACCUCAACCUUCAUGUCGGGCUCCAAGUGGCACAAGAGUGUCGUCGGCUUCUGACGGAAAAGCACGAGAAGCAUCAUGUACUGGCGACCGAGCACGAAAGAUGCAAGAAAUUGAUGCAGAAAGCCAUUGAGAACCUGUCCAGGGGCCUACACCUCUCGACUAGAGAAUUGGCCAACCUUGGACUGACUGUAGAAGGAGUUGCGCCUGCCCGCCAGUUGGGAAAGCUAGUCGUACGCCCAGCGCUUUCCAAAUUGAUGGGGAAAUUCACUGUUCGGGUAUCCUUACUGGCAGUACAAGCAGAGCCUCAACUGUCCAAGCCAACGUCCUCGACGAACCUCCAGUUCAGUUCUACGCCGCGCAGCCUCUCUUUUUUCUGGCCCCGUGCUUUUCAGACGGAAGGUCUCGACGCACCAAAGCCUCCGUUCCCUGGCUCCGCAUCUGGCUCAAUACCUUGCACAUCCCGUCCUCUCGCAACAACACCAUCUCCAGCAGUCGGCACAGCUGCUGGCCUUCGCAAUCCACCGCAAGUCGGCGAAUUAGCUCUGUCCACCUUUGGUGACCCGGAACAAACGAUCGUGCCUGGCGUUCCGGAUACUACAUGCGUCCUCGUUAGCAUCCCUGGCUUUUGCAACCGUGCAGAGCAGAGUUUCGAAGAAACAAGGCUGAGACGCUACGCGUUCUACGAUGGCGAAAGCGAGCCACUAGUGACACCGAAAUGGCCGGAAACCACCUUCGGUCAGGACUUCUCUCCGCAGAGCAACGAGCGAAAUAUUGGGGAGGAGAGAGGAGGUUGGGAGGGGCAAACCCCGCGCAGUAUGGAUACUGCAGGUGCCAGCAGUGAAAGGGGGAGGGAGUGGGGGGGUGCUUUCAAACCAGCAAAGCCGAACGGAGAUAACACGGCCAAUGUAACGUCCGCUAGCAAGGCCAUUGGGGAGCAUUACACGGCCACACCAUACCAACAUUCUGGCUCCGGUCGAUGA
Molecule: messenger RNA, 1116 nt
Organism: Letharia lupina
Lineage: Eukaryota; Fungi; Ascomycota; Lecanoromycetes; Lecanorales; Parmeliaceae
Exons: 4
Coding region: 1-1116 (371 amino acids)
Source: RefSeq, a predicted model, not a curated record